Messenger RNA from Acanthaster planci (crown-of-thorns starfish), 2521 nucleotides. Its product is annotated as F-box only protein 42-like. Gene Ontology annotation, molecular function: ubiquitin-like ligase-substrate adaptor activity; protein binding. NCBI's taxonomy places the organism in Eukaryota, Metazoa, Echinodermata, Asteroidea, Valvatida, Acanthasteridae. The record is from RefSeq and is a predicted model, not a curated record. Gene Ontology annotation, cellular component: SCF ubiquitin ligase complex.
AGAUCGUAUUCCAUAUGAAGCGGCGCUAUACGAUCUUUGGCAGCCUUAGCUCACUACAUGUAGUAGCUGACUGAAAUGUGAAAGGACAGAAAAACCGGUUAGCUGUUAGUGCAAUGGCCAACGUACGGGAAUCAUGUCAUUGUGUGCGCAUACAAGAUCUACCAGAGGAGAUUUUGGAGAGAAUUAUGUCCUUUCUUUCGCCAUAUAAUGACUGCAAAAAUGCGUCGCUGGUAUCGAGAAAGUGGCACCGCUUGAUGCAAGGUGUCACUAAACAGAGGCAGCAGGCCUUCUUUCAUGCUGCUAGAUCAGGGUCUCUGACAUGGUCUCAUAAAGAAUAUUCAGGCAACUCUUUGCUUGCCAGAUGUAUGCACAGUGCUUGCUUUGUGGAUGGCAUCAUGUACAUGUUUGGAGGGAUGAUACCAGCUACUGCAAAUACACAUAGUGGCACCUGUUUCUGUGAUUUGCAAAUGUUGGAUUUAAGGGAUAGAACAUGGACAAGGCUGCUGGCUACAGGUCAAUACCCUUCUCCAAAGGCUGGAGCCUCUAUGGUCCAUCACAGUGGAUCUCUGAUACUCUAUGGUGGAUGGGCCCCUCCAGUUCCCAACCCUCCUCAUCAACCUCCCAUAGUCUUCAAUGAUCUUCAUAUGUAUGACAUUACUAGAAAUCACUGGAGGGCUGUAGUGACUAGUGUCUCACCACCACCACUAGCCAAUCACAGAGCCAGCCUACUGGGUGAUUUGAUGAUUAUCUUUGGUGGGAGUAGUGGAAGUAGAAAGAAAGAAAAUGAUGUGUGGGUAUUUUCACUUAAAAGCAUGACUUGGAACCGGAUGGAGAUUGAUGGAAAGAAGCCACCUGCUCGUGACAAGCAUAUACAGGUUGAGUUAGAUGAUGGCCACAUCUUGAUUAUAGCAGGACUUGGGAACCUUGAUAAGGAACUCCAUGAUGUUUGGAUGCUUGAUAUAAGUGAAAUACCAUGGUGUUGGAGAGAAAUCGAAGUCAAAGAUAAAGCACAUGCAGCUCCAAAGAUGUUCUGUCAUGCAGCUUGCAAGAUUGAUGAGUGUGUUGUAUUCUUCAGCUGCUCACGUACAAGUUCCAAUUCAUGUAGGAACUUAUCAUCACAGAUGUCAACACAGUUCAGGCAUCGUCAACUCAGGGAUCAUCCGUCCCCAGCGAGUCAGUCCCAUCAUUCAACCAAGUUAAGAGGUGUUGAGACAGGAUCUCUAAAAGACCUACACCCUCAAGUCAAACGUCUCUGCAACAAAACAAAUGAAAACAGUAGCCAAAACUCUGAAAUGAAUGAUUCAAAUCUUUUAUCAGUAAGAGAUAGCAGUGCUCACACUUCCAAUGACUCUAUUCCAGUUGGUUGCCCAUGCUCUCCAGGGUGCACAUGUAAGACUCCAGUGACAUUUAAACUUAGCCCAGUGGAAUGUAGGAUAGCACCCAAUAACCUUGGGUUUUCUUCACCAUUGCCCUCCAGCAUUUAUCAUGGCGAACAACAGUAUGUUCUUGAUAUUAGUAGAGCAGUGAAUGCCUCUCAAGUGAGGUGGCUUGAAAUCCCAGAUCAGAAUGUUGAACAUAUUCCUGAGGCUCUUUAUCCAUCCAUGUGUGUUGGCAGAGCUCAAGUCAUACGCUUUGGAGGAUUUCACCUGGAUAACAGGUGUCCACGAGCUAUAAAUAACCAGUACUAUGCAUACUAAUUUCAUUAAAUGAUGUAUUUGCUAGCAGAAAAAUAGUGCGGGAGGGGGAAGUCUUGCAGAGUUCUUUUCCUGCAUUCCACCUGUAUUAAGCUUUUCUUUCAAGAUGAGGUGUUGAGGAAUGAAGCCCAGGCGAAAUCAAUUUGCUACAAAGUGCAUUUGUGUUUCUAUUUUCAUUUACGUGUAACAAAGGUGCCAUUUUUGGGCCAUUACAUUUUGUAAGCAACCUUUAAAAAUGAAGGAAAGUUUUGGUUGCAAACAUCACCACCUUUUUGAAACCCAAUGAGCUUUGAUACUGUUGGGGCACAGGAUGCAGUUUGAUCCUUUUAGUAGGAAUUGUGGGACCUCACCAACAGUGUACAUAUCUCAUUAAAUACUACCCGAGCAUAACUCAAGAGUGCCAUUAUUAAAGAUACUGUGACAUGCUUGUAGUCACAUUUGCUUUGAACUAAAAGGUUACACAUAUUGCUGUUAUUUUGGAUAUUUCCCUAAUUUACCUCUAUAUUUCGGCAGUUCAGAAAUUGUUGAAAGAGAAAAAAAAGAUAGUGCAAGGCGUGUCCUGUGAUCUGUUAUUCCUAAAUUUGGUGCUAACUUCAUGUUUAUUAUUCUUGUUUCACUGGAACAUUUGGAUGAGCGAAUAUUCAAAGCAAACCAUAUAGGUGACCCACAAUACACUGUCAACACUUGGUAAAAAGAAUAAUGCAUGCAUUUAGUUUUGUCAGAAAUGUUCAAUAAAGAUUUCAAUCAAGUUGGCUGCUAAGAUGACGUGUAAAUUUCAAAUGUCUUUUCAAGGUUAUAGUUCUAUUAAAAGUGAAAUGGGGAUCGUC